Molecule: messenger RNA, 12203 nt
Organism: Pocillopora meandrina
Lineage: Eukaryota; Metazoa; Cnidaria; Anthozoa; Scleractinia; Pocilloporidae
Source: the annotation of a GenBank genome assembly
AUGUCUGCAGCAUUUGCAGCCUUGAACACUUUUUUCUCCAUCACCGCAAUACUGGGCAAUAUUCUCAUCCUAAUUGCUCUUAACAAAGUGACUUCGAUUUGUCCUCCAACGAAACUUUUGUUUCGAUGUCUGGCGGUCACCGAUCUUUGUGUUGGACUGGUAACACAACCGCUGUUUACAGUGAAGCUUCUUGCCAGCCUCAACGAUAAUGAAUAUGUUUAUGUUGAUUUAACACAGUUGAUCUCAUCUCAAGUUCUUUGCGGUGUCUCCCUCUUGACCUCAACUGCAAUAAGUGUGGACAGACUUCUUGCGUUGUCGUUGGGUCUGAGGUAUAGAUACCUUGUUACAUUAAGGCGGGUGCGAGCGCUUAUUAUCUCCUUUUGGUUUCUAAUUGGUGCUUCGGUUGUGUGUAUCUUCAUUUCAGGAAUUCACUUUUUUGUAUAUGCUGUUGUGAUGCUUAUUUCUCUUCUUAUCUCGGCCAUCUCUUACGCUAAGAUCUAUUUCCGUCUCCGUCACCAACUGCUUCAUGUACAAGGCCACGUUCACCAACGACAACAACUUCCUCCCAAUGGCGUAGUACCGUCUGCAUUAAAUUUAGCGCGAUACAAGAAAACGGUUUCUAUCAUAGCAUGGGUACAGCUUGGAUUAUUUGCUUGUUACUCUCCUUUUUGUAUUGCUAUAGUUUCAUUCCAUUUUGAAGAAGAGUUUUUGGACGAUAAUAAUAUAUUUUACUUUUUCGUUUGUUUACUAUACUUAAACUCAUCUCUAAACCCUAUUCUUUACUGCUGGAAAAUCAGGGAGGUGAAACAGGCAGUAAAGGACAUAAUUAGACAGUUAAACUGUUGCUGUGAGCUAAAUUGAACCUUUGUGUAGUAAAAAACAAUAUAAAACUCUGUGGAAAGAAAAAAACGGCUGGACCUAAAUACAAGUUUUAUUCUGACGACAGAAUUGCCACGUGAUUAAGAGAGGAUCUCUGUAUCAAGGUGACAGUUGUUAUUCCCCUGGUCUACAAAGAGUGGCUCUAUACGUUGGGUGACAACAUCCUCCUAAAUGAUCAUUUUGAUGUCGUGUGAAGGAAUAUUUGCUGCCACCAUAGGGUGCGACUGAGCCACAGGCUCUCCUACAAUCGGCGGGACCAAAAAAGCUAAAACGGAACCUACACCAACCUGUUUUCUAGUUCAAACAGGUAUAAAGAUACUGAACACCGCUGAACUCUUUUGUUCACCGGCUACUGAGCAAAGCUGCAAAGCCAACGAGUUUUGGAAAGGAGAACCAGUUGUGGUCUACGACAUGACACUCUAAUCAUAUUUCGUCUUUCCUUUCAGAACAAUUGGAAACACACCUACAUCCAACUGGAAACGUGUUAGAGUACAUUGAUACCAGGAAGUUCAAACCUUAUUCACAUAUAAAUAUAGCUCGAUAGCGCUGAAGCAAUUUGGCAGUGAAGGAAGAACAUUCCAUGACCUAUAAAUUAUGUAUACAAAAAAAGCCUACGUGCACUCCCUCGGACCCUUUUAAAUGUAUAGUAAAUGAAAACUAGGCUGUUUAUUAUAGAUAUUUUUGUUUGACAUGUCUCUUUUUUUCUCUUUCGCUUGUGACGAUCUGGAGGAUUUCUUCCGUUUGACAAAAAUAUUCAAACUUGAAGCAUGUGACAUAAAAAUAAUGUUUAGCGAACGUUUAUGUAAACUCAAUAAAAGAACAAAUUUAACAAAUAAUGACACUUCAUCAGCGAUUUUUUCCGUUUUUCUUUGCUGAAACUUUCGUAACUUCCCUUCUUCAUCGUAAGAUGUUUCUAGGAGAAAAAGAAACGGCGAUCCAUUAUUGAUGGCCAUUAAAUUCACCACCGAUCUGUUCGUCUCAUCAAUUAGAAGCUGCACGCAGCUUGAACAAGAAAUGAUUGACACAUGUCUAGGCAAAUCGAGCUUGUAUCACAUGAUAACAUCUCUCAUAAAGAAAAAGCCAUGCUGAAAGUUUCAAAUUAAUGGCCUAAAAGAGAAAAAGUUCUUUGUUCGCGUUUUGUCCUUUCUUGAUCGUAAAUGCAUGUAUUUACUUUACGGUCAAUACACUGAAAUACCUUUACGUCAGGGUAACCUUUAGAUAUAGAGAAUUAGAGAAGGAAUAAAUUUAACAAAAACUGAUACUGAGAUGUGGCCGAUGUUUUCACCAGAUUUGAAUGUCAAAUUGCAAAAUGAUCCAUCCCUCAGCUGGUAGAAACAGGAUCCUUUACAAUAAAUGCACUUUUCAUUUAUUGCGGUCAUAAGAAAUAUAACUGCCAUAUAACUUAAAAGAAUAAUUGCAUCCUCAUCUAAUAAGGCUAACACCAAACUACUCAACAGAAUUCUAGAACUAACUUAAGUGUUUACAAAAAAUUCAAAGUCAAAUUGCAUGAACAUAAUCUGUUGAUCUCUUCUGUCACUAAUUGCGGCCUGUUUCACAAACCCUCCACCAUUGUAAGGCGGUGUUUACCUGGAAACGGUUCUCUGUCAUAGGUGUUUGCCUGCGCUACAUUCUUUAAUGUUUCUUGUAUUUAUACUAAUUUUGAUGGACGGGCUGCUGACUUCGCUCAUUGUUGUUUUUAAGAUAUUUGUCCAUUUACACUACCAUUUGGUGCACUGAACGAUAUUGACGGAUGACAUAGCUUUAUAAAAGGGCGCGCUCAUGAUUCAUAUUAACAAGGAGCUGUACACGUCACUAGGAGGCUCCAUGGGGAUUUUUUGACCGCGCGAGAUCCGGGUACAAACAUAGGACGAGCUUUAAAAGAGUCAACAUGCAAACAUGGCGGCUCGAUACGAUACCACGAUUGUUAUCUGGAAAUGUGUAUUAAAAACAAUAUAAUACAAUAAAGUCUUUAUGCGAUGGAAUCUAGGGUUUCCAACAAAAGCACCCGUAAUAUUGUUAGGCCUUCUCAACUGAAAAGAGGUCAAUGGAAAGGAAAGAUUGCCAGAGGGCGACAGACUCAAAAGUCUACGCAUGCUCAGAUACUGAUCUUAGCGAAGUUCUAUACCAUUACGUACUACUUUGGACAAAGAAAACAGGGAUCUUUGGAAUAAGAUUUAUCACGUUUCUUUGGGUGGAAUUUCCUAACAUUUGCUGGACUGUUAAACAUAUUUGUGGCCUUCCUAGUGCCUGUUGAUAAGAAAAAUCAUAAGGCCAAAUUUGAGAUAGAGAAAGAAAACACAAAAUUGCAAAUAGGGAGGAAACUACUUUUGUGACCUCCAUUUCUCUAUUUUCUACGGAUUUAGAUGAUCAGCAGGACAAUCUUUACAAAACUGUGAAAAUUUUAAGAGAUCUCACCGAAGCAAAUCGAAGAAAAUCAAAGGCAAAGCCAAAUUAUAGCUGGCGAGCGCCUCCCUUCGUGGAGCCUUAGCUUAAAAACGAAAAUCAUUUUGAGAAUAUUUAUUCCAGUAAACGAUAGUCCGAACCUGACUCAUUGCCUUCUGAUGGCUUUUAGUGACCUUGAAAAGCGAAAACAUAAAAGUUUUCUAGAAAAACAUAACGCUGGCGCGCGCGCCAACAUUGAGUGAAAACCCUAUAAAGCCUUCUUAAACUUCCUUGAAGAAGUGUUGCUCUGAAAGUGUGUAAGAAGAUCGUUAAAGUUUUUUUUCGCCAUUUUCGAUAUAAAUUUUUUUUAUAAAUAAUUGCUUGCAUUGAUAAGCACUGCUUGUAAUAAACACAUUAAUUUGAAUUUAAAAGAAAUAAAACGAAGCCGGCGUCAGUUUUAUUUUCCAAAUGUUCACUGGGUGGAGAAGUUUCAUCAAUUGAACUUACUAAUGGGGUCGCAUUACUCGCCAAAAAAAAAUUGUUUGUUAUUUUAAAAAUAAACUCAGCAACCAUUAAAAAUUCAGACUAAUAGUAGAUGUUUUGUAGAGCUAUUUGCAAUUACGCUCAGCCCAUAAGAGCACCCACAGGCGCCAUACAAAUUGACUCAUUUACGACAUUUACACAACAAAGAAUCCGAUCAACACGACCAAACUUUACCGAUGGAUUGCAGCUAACCAAUCACUAAACACUUACACUACUUGAGUUUUAGCUUUUUCCCGACUACAGAAAUAAAACGAAGCGUGUGUCAGUUUUAUUUUCGAAAGGUUCGCCGGGUGCGGAAGUUUCAUCAAUUGUCUCAACUCAUAGAGUCGCUUUGCUUAAAAAAAAAUCAAUCAAUUUUUUUACUUCGAUAACAUACUCAAGUAACCAUUCAUUCCAAAUUUCAAUUACUCGAGCAAACUGACCAUAAUGUGAAUGUGCAGCAGAUAACUUGUAUGCUCGUUUGUUAUUGUGCUUCGUUCAAAAGGUCACCUACCGGCGCCAUAUAGAUCGGAUUAUUUACAACAUUUACGCUAAAAAAAACGGACCCAUUAACGCUACCAAACAUUAUCGACGGAUCUAUACCAAGCAAUCACGACUGACCUACGCCAGUUAAAGCCGAUAACAUCAGCUGGACUUUAAAACAAGUUAUCUCCGGACUUCUGAAUCGUCACAAGAGGUGGUAGUUGUCAUUUAUCAAAGAAUUGGUCUGUGCUUAGCAUGGUGCAUUCGAAGAACUACUGUUACUUGAUAAACACUGCUUAUCAAGAAAAAGUAAUUGGAAUUGACAAGAAGUAAAAUGAAGCGUGCGUCAAUUUUAUUUUCUAAAUGUUUACCAUCAGUUUGAGAUGUUUCAUCAGUUAAAACGAUUGAUGGAGUCGCUAUACUUCGAAAAAUUAAUUAAUUAAUCUCAACGAUAAGUUCACCGACCAUCAGAAGUCAGGAUGAGGUGCAAAUCAAAACCAAUCGCAAUUUAUUUUACCUUUGCUCUGAUUGGCCGUUGUUGUGACACUUAGUAAAUCCUUUAACUCUCAAGAUCUGAUUGUUAAUUCUCCCCUUUAGCUGCUACACGUCUCUUUGUGAAUCAGUUGUGAGAAUUUGUAGUAGAUCAAGAUAACAACUUCUACCUGAUAAGUUGGAGUUUUCUCAAUGCUUGUUUGCAGGAUAUUGCAUGAAUACUAUGGGGAGAAGUUACAUGUCAAUCACUUCUGGGAGUUAAAGGGUUAAAAAAAAAGUUGUAAAGCGCUCACUUGACUUUCGCUUAUCAAAUGUGGACCGUGUGUCAAGGGAUUCAUUGAACGUGUUGGAUGUAAAGUGUGGCCUCGCUCCCUCAGGGAGAUCGGUAAACUCGAUCAGACGCAGAUUGUUAUCUACAGACAUAACGAGAAAAAAAAAACAGUCAAAUGAUCAAACAAUUUUGUCGUACAUAAUAAAUAAAAAGCUAAUCACCUAAUCGGAGAAGAAAGCGAAGAGGAAACGAUUGGGAUCGAGGGCAUAACGUGGAAGGAAGUGCAUUCCUGUUAGUGGUGAUUGGAUCACGUGGCCACUAACAACAUCUGAGCAGAUUAAAAAUAUAUAGUUAAUUAUCUCCUACCAUGACAUUUAAGAUCAUAACUCAGAAUUUUAUUUCUGCGGAAUUUCGUUGAAACGAAGCACGUUUAGUCAGAAUUCCACCUUGUGCCAGCAUAUAUUGGGAAAUAUCCCUCGUCCAACUUGGUGUUUAUUAGGUGAGAGCUAAGGGACCGGCAAAAAGGUACUAUGGAAAUAAUUUGAUGGCAGCUUACAGAUCUCGUAUAAAAUUUUCAAGGUAGACAGUUUGGGUGAUCAGUGUAUCACAUAAAAAGGACCUUGGCAUAAAGCAGCUUUGGACCGAUGCGUGAUAUUUUACUAUACACAUUGCGCUCCGAUGUAACGCUCAUUGGAUGAGUCAAUUUACGGAAUAAGCAAUUUUCAAUAAAGAAGAGUGUUCUAUGUAUGUUUCAGGUAUUCACCAAUUGGUGUUUGCAGUUUGAUUGCCGCACGAGUGGCAAGAAUGGUGACAUCUUGGGAUCAAUGCAGAAAAUUGGCAUGUUUAUUGUCACAGACACUAUUGGCUCAUUUAUCCACACCUUGGUUUUUCUACCGAUCGUUUACUUCGCUUUUACGCAGAAGAAUCCAUAUGCCUUUUAAAGGUCUGAGAGACACACUAAUGGCAGCACUUAGUAUUGCUUUCAGGUAAAUGUUAAGCAACCAGAGAUAAGGAUAAUAUGGGAGCUGGUACGUUUAGAGUAAGAGGAACUGAUCUCCCUGUCAUCGACGAAGGUAUACCUUAAUUGCUUGAAUACAAGGCACCCUUUGGAGAAAAAAAAAUUAUGGUUCUUCAUUUCAAUGAUAAAAGUCUCCGGUAAAAUGACAAUACUUGGACAGACACAUACCGUGAUAUUAAUUUAUGCGAAGGAUAGGACCCUGAGAAACAGGAGCUGAGGUGUGUCAAUCUUUCAUGCAAAAUUCCUUAUUUAACUGGUAAAGAUGGUCCUGAAGUUGACGGCUGCAGUAUAAGGUAUUGCAGUGUAGGGUAUUGCAGUGGAGGGUAUUGCAGUACAGGAUAUCGCAAUGAAAGGUACUGUAGUGGGGUUUUUUGCGGUGUUGCUAAGAUUUUCCCGUGGAAAUUUCCAUACUUACAUCUUACUCAUGUCAGGUUGUUCGAUUCUUAACGUACAUCAAAUUUAAUAAAUUUAAUUUAAUUUCCAUAAAUGAUGUAAGGAUUAAAGUUGUUCAGAAAAAUUGUAUCAGGGAAAUCAGUCGAUAUUACGAGGGGCUAACGCUCGAAACGUCAGCUUUGAAACUCUUUACGGUGACCAAUUCACGUCUCAGUUGAUAAUACUAACUUACUUUGUUAGUCUCUACCGACGCAGCACCACCGUUUCUUUAGAAACUUACUCCCUUUAUUCAGAAAAAUCCUAGUUCGUAGAAAUGAGGUGAAUAAUUGAUAUCUGAAAGACGGUUACGGUGAGACCUAAAACGGUGGAGAAGCCUUCUUUUUAGUUCUCUUGUAGAUGGUGAUAAGCCCAAAAUCGAUGAAGGACAGAAGAAAAGCAGGUUUCCAGGUUAAACCAAUUGAUCUGUCACGGCGACAAUGUCCCCGUCAAAACUUGAGGUGUCCUCGGUUUAUAAUAUCAGGUUGCCUGAAUAAGACAGAACAGCUGAUUGUGUUGGUAAAAAUUGACCAAUCACUUUACAUGAACUGGACUUAUUACACUCGACUGACAACGAGCAGGAACACUCACAGUGGUCAACAUCUCCCUUACUGACAAAAACACUCUCUGCUUCUUUUAGAGUAAUGCCCAACACCACUGAUAACUAUACAAAGUUAUCAUAUUAAUACUUAUUGGCAUUGAGCCACAGGCUUAAUGCUAAAAUCAGCUAUUUCUUGCUGAAACAUUUAUAACUUGUUCUGUUCAUUUCAAAAUGUUUCUAGGAUUAUAGGAGAGAAUUAAAGAUAUUUUUUGGGAAAUUAGAAGAGGAGCAAAUUUAACAAAACUGAUAAAUGUAACCGAUGUUUUUACUGUAUUUGAAAGUCAAAUUGCAAAAUAUUUCAUCCCUCAGCUGGUAGAAACAGGAUCUUUUAAAAUGAAUGCACUAUAUCCAUUUAUUUCGGACAUAAGAAAUAUGACUGCCCGUGUCGCUUGAAAGUGACAGGGGAAUUCAAGAUAAUUUGUAUGGUCGUUUGUAAUUGUGCUUAGCAAAUCAGGUCACCUACCUGCGUCUUAGCAAAUCAGGUCACCUACCUGCGUCUUACAAAUGGACCUACUCACGACAUAUUUACACAACAAAGGAACCGAUCAAAUUGCAAAAUAUUUUAUCCCUCAGCUGGUAGAUACAGGAUCUUUUAAAAUGAAUGCUCCAUAGCUAUUUAUUUUGGACAUAAGGAAUAUGACUGCCCGUAUCACCUGACCAUUUGUAUGGUCGUAUAUAAUUGUGCUUAGUCCAUAAGCCCAUAACGUCACCUACCUGCGCCAUACAAAUCGACCUACUCACGACAUAUUUACACAACAAAGGAACCGAUCAACACGUCUCGCAGCUAAUAACACAAGAGGAAUCUGACCAAUCAGUUUACACAGAAUUAGUUUUGUAGAAGUCGACUGACGAAGACUCUUCACUUUCCGCUUGUGCAGUUCUUGAAACAUCAGUGAGCCACUAUUACCAACAACAGUCCUUCUCAGAACUACUCUCACCCGAACGAUCACAGUACACCAUCAAAACCAGUCAAACAGGAACAGUUUACAGUAGCAAACAUUUGCCUUUCUGAGAACAAACUCUCUGUUGCCGGCUUUGAGAAAAAUGCUGAACACCACUGAUGAACAUACAAACUCCUCAUUUGAAGUCAGGUAUCCAGCGUCACUUGUGGGGAUGUCUGCAGCAUUUGCAUCCUUGAACACUUUUUCCUCCAUCACCGCGACACUUGGCAAUGUUCUCAUCCUAAUUGCUCUUAACAAAGUGACUUCGACUUGUCCUCCAACGAAACUUUUGUUUCGAUGUCUGGCGGUCACCGAUCUUUGUGUUGGACUAGUAACACAACCGCUGUUUACAGUGAUGCUUCUUGCCAGCAGCAACGUUUAUGAAUACGUUGAAGAGAUACAGGUGAUCUCAUCUAUAGUUCUUUGUGGUGUCUCCCUCUUGACAUCAACUGCGAUAAGUGUGGACAGACUUCUUGCGUUGUCAUUGGGUCUGAGGUAUAGAUACGUUGUUACAUUAAGGCGGGUGCGAGCGCUUAUUAUCUCCUUUUGGUUUCUAAUUGGUGCUUCGGUUGGGUGUCUCUUCGUUUUAGAAAUUUACUUUUUUGUAUAUGCUGUUGUGAUGCUUAUUUCUCUUCUUAUCUCGGCCAUCUCUUACACUAAGAUCUAUUUCCGUCUCCGUCAUCUACUGCUUCAUGUACAAGGCCAUGUUCACCAACGAGAACAUCUUCCUCCCAAUGGCGAUGUACCGUCUGCAUUGAAUUUAGCGCGAUACAAGAAAACGGUUUCCAUUAUAGCAUGGGUACAGCUUGGAUUAUUUGCUUGUUACUCUCCUAUUUGUAUUGCUUUAAUUUCAUCACAUUUCGAAAAGAUUUUUAGCAAGAAUAUAAUUUACUUUUUCCUUUGUUUACUAUUCUUAAACUCAUCUCUAAACCCUAUUCUUUACUGCUGGAAAAUCAGGGAGGUAAAACAGGCAGUAAAGGACACAGUUCGACAGUUAAACUGUUGUUGUGACCUAAAUUGAACCUUUGUGUAGUAAAAAACAAUGUAAAACUCUGUGGAAAGAAAAAAACGGCUGGACUUAAAUACAAGUUAUAUUCUGACUACUGAAUUGCCACAUGAUCAAGAGAGGAUCUCUGUAUCAAGGUGACAGUUGUUAUUCUCCUGGUCUACAAAGAGUGGCUCUAUACGUUGGGUGACAACAUCUUCCUAAAUGAUCAUUUUGAUGUUGUGUGAAGGAAUAUUUGCUGCCACCAUAGGGUCACAGACUCUCCUACAAUCGGCAGAACCAAAACAGCUAAAACGGAACCUACACCAAACUGUUUUCUAGUUCAAACAGGUAUAAAGAUACUGAACACCGCUGUACACUGUUGUUCACCGGCUACUUAGCAAAGCUGCAAAGCCAACGAGUUUGGGAAAGGAGAAGCAGUUGUGGUCUACAACAUGACACUCUAAUCGUAUUUCGUCUUUCCUCUCAGAACAAUUAAAAACUCACCUACAUCCAACUGGAAACGUCUUAGAGUACAUUGAUACCAAGCAGUUCAAACCUUAUUAACAUAUAAAUAUCACUCGAUAGCGCUGAAGCAAUUUGGUAGUGAAGGAAGAACAUUCCAUGACCUAUAAAAUAUAAAUACAAAAAAAGCCUACAUGCACUCCCUCGGACCCUUUUAAAGGUAUAGUAAAUGAAAACUAGGCUGUUUUUUAUAGAUAUUUUUAUUUGACAUGUUUCUUUUUUCUCUUUCGCUUGUGAUGAUCUGGAGGAUUUCUUCCGUUUGACAAAAAUAUUCAAACUUAGAGCAUGUGACAUGAAAAUAAUGUUUAGCGAACGUUUAUGUAAACUCGGUUUCGGCUUAGAAAUGAUCGGCAGGACAAUCUUCACAAAACUGUGAACAUUUUGAGAGAUCUCACCGAAGCAAAUUGAAGAAAAUCAAAGGCAAAGCCAAAUUAUAGCUGGCGAGCGCCUCCCUUCGUGGAGCCUUGGCUUAAAAACGAAAAUCAUUUUGAUAAUAUUUACUCCAGUAAACGAUAGUCCGAACCUGACUCAUUGCCUUUUGAUGGCUUUUAGUGACCUUGAAAAGUGAAAACAUAAACAUUUUCUAGAGAAACAUUACGCUGGCGCGCGCGCCAACAUUGAGCAAAAACCCCAUGAAGCCUCCUUUAACUUCUUUGGAAAAGUGUUGCUCUGAAAGUGUGUAAAAAGAUCGUUAAAGAUAUUUUUUCGCCAUUUUCAUUAUAAAAUUUUUUUUUAUAAAUAAUUGCUUACACUGAUAAGCACUGCUUAUGAAGGGCAGAUUAAUUUGAAUUGACAAGAUAUAAAACGAAGCGGGCGUCAGUUUUAUUUUCCAAAUGUUCACCAGGCAAUUCCAUCACGACAAAAUGGACCAAUCACUUUACAGAAACUGGAAUUAAUACACUCGACUGACAACGAGCAGGAAGACUUGCAGUGGUAGACAUCUCCCUUACUGACUAAAUACUAUCUACUUCUGUUAGAGCAAUGCCAAACACCACCGAUGACUAUACGAAGUUAUCAUGUUAACACUUAUUCUAUUAUUGAAGGAAUAUCUGCUGUCUCUAGAAUGGCAAUGAGCCACAGGCUUAACGUUAAAAUCAGCCAUUUCUUGCUGAAACAUAUAUAAUCAUUUGUAACUUGCCCUGUUCAUUUCGAGAUGUUACUAGGAUUAUAGGAGAGAAUUGGAGAGAUUCUGUGAAAAAUAAGAAUAGGAACAAAUUUAGCAAAACUGAUAAAUGGAACCGAUGUUUUUACUGAUUUGAAAGUCAAAUUGCGUCAUAUUUCAUCCCUCAGCUGGUAGAAACAGGAUCUUUUCAAAUGAAUGCACUAUAUCCAUUUAUUUCGGACAUAAGAAAUGUGACUGCCCGUAUCACUUGAAAGUGAUAGGGGAAUUCAAGAUAAUUUGUAUGGUCACCUACCUGCGCCCUACAAAUCGACCUAAUCACGACAUAUUUACACAACAAAGGAACCGGUCAACACGAUUAAACAUUUUGAAGUUUCACGGUUAAUAACACCGGAGUAAAACUGACCAAUCAGUUGACACAGAACUAAUCUUAUGGAAAUCGACUGACGAAAACUCUUCACUUUCUGCUACAUGUAUUGCUUGAAACAUCACUGAGCCACUAUCACCAACAACAGUCCUUCUCAGAACUACUCUCACCCGAACGAUCACAGUACACCAUCAAAAUCAGUCAAACAGGAAAGGUUUACAGUAGCAAACAUUCGCCUUUCUGAGAACAAACUCUCUGUUGCCGGCUUUGAGAAAAAUGCUGAACACCACUGAUGAACAUACAAACUCCUCAUUUGAAGUCAGUUAUCCGGCGUCACUCGUGGGGAUGUCUGCAGCACUCGCAUCCUUGAACACUUUUCUCUCCAUCACCGCGACAGUUGGCAAUGUUCUCAUCCUAAUUGCUGUUAACAAAGUGACUUCGACUUGUCCUCCGACGAAACUUUUGUUUCGAUGUCUGGCGGUCACCGAUCUUUCUGUUGGACUGAUAACACAACCGCUGUUUACAGUAACGCUUCUUACCAGCUUCAACGUUCAUCGAUAUGUUUUUUUAAUACUGUUGGUCUCGUCUCUAUUUCUUUGUGGAGUCUCCCUCUUGACAUCAACUGCUAUAAGUGUGGACAGACUUCUCGCGUUGUCGUUGUUGAGAUACAGACAUGUUGUUACAUUAAGGCGGGUGCGAGCGCUUAUUAUCUCCUUUUGGUUUCUAAUAGGUGCUUUGGUUGGGUGUCUCUUCAUCUUUUCUUUAAAUAUUUCCGCCAUUGUAUAUGCUGUUGUGAUGCUUAUUUCUCUUCUUGUCUCGGCCAUCUCUCACGCUAAAAUCUAUUUUCGUCUCCGUCACCAACUGCUUCAUGUACAAGGCCAUGUUCACCAACGACAACAACUUCCUCCCAAUGGCGUAGUACCGACUGCAUUGAAUGUAGCGCGAUACAAGAAAACAGUUUCCGCCAUAACAUGGGUACAGCUUGGAUUAUUUGCUUGCUACUCUCCUUUUUGUGCUACUUUAUUUCCAUCCCAUUUUUUGGACGCUAAUGUGUCCUACUUUUUCGUUUGUUUACUUUUCUUAAACUCAUCUCUGAACCCCAUUCUUUACUGCUGUAAAAUCAGGGAGGUGAAACAGGCAGUAAAGGACACAAUAAGACAAUUAAACUGUUGUUGUGGACCAAAUUGA